Messenger RNA from Solanum stenotomum, 415 nucleotides. RefSeq names its product syntaxin-32-like. NCBI's taxonomy places the organism in Eukaryota, Viridiplantae, Streptophyta, Magnoliopsida, Solanales, Solanaceae. The record is from RefSeq and is a predicted model, not a curated record. The transcript is spliced from 2 exons. Bases 142 to 366 code for a protein of 74 amino acids.
GCAGUCAUCAAGCAAGAUAUUACAGCACUUAACUCUGCUGUAGUAGAUCUCCAGCUUCACUCUAAUGCUCGUAAUGAAAGUGGUAAUAGUGAUACCACUAGUCACUCGUCGACUGUUGUAGAUGACUUGAAGAACAGGCUGAUGACUGCCACAAAGGAGUUCAAAGAAGUACUCACCAUGCGGACAGAGAAUAUGAAGGUUCAUGAGAACAGAAGACAGAUGUUUUCUUCAUCGACUACCAAAGAAGCUUCGAAUCCAUUUAUGCGCCAGCGUCCACUAGCUUCAAGGAAUACUGCUAGUACAUCAGCCAGCCCUCCUCCUUGGGCUAAUGAUUCACCUUCUUCUUCUCAGUUAUUUCCAAGGUGAGGAAAUACACCGUCUUAGCAGUUCAUGCCUUACAGGCCUGCUAUCACUG